Molecule: messenger RNA, 4111 nt
Organism: Schistosoma rodhaini
Lineage: Eukaryota; Metazoa; Platyhelminthes; Trematoda; Strigeidida; Schistosomatidae
Source: the annotation of a GenBank genome assembly
UAUCCUUAUUACUGAAGACUGAAGAUCUGCAAAUUUAUAAUGUCUUCUGAGUUAAAUACUGCUGAAACAUCACAUAUUUUCAGGCAAUUCAUAACUUAGUUACAGGAAAGCUAUUAUAAAGGUCGAAUAUGAACGGAUCUGGGGAUUCGGAUAAAGGUUUUAAUUUUGUAAAUGUUGCUUCUCCCACCGUGCUAUUUGAAGUCUGAUCUCAUCAAUUAGUCCUUGACUUGAUAUUUUUACAGCGCGUAGUACGGAAAAGUUGGGAUGCUAGUUGUUGAUGUGAGUUCUUCAGUGCUAAAUUGAUGACAUGUACGUUUCAAAGUGCCAUGAGGACUGUUAUGAACAGAGGUGGCCAAAAGUGAAUACAAUUGUGAAGCGCAUCCUCAAUACCGAGAAUGUCAGUAGGGACGAGUGGCAGAAUAUGUUUGCAGAUGUACAUUAUAUCGUCUCAUGGCAAGAAUCAGCAACGACCGCCAUCAUUUCUUCUCUUACAGAGACUGUUAAGGAAUCGAUUAUGAGAGUUCAGCAGCUUGUUAUGCGUAAUCAAGAUGAAUCUUCAUUAUUAAAAUCGUACAUAGCUCAAUGGAAUAAGUUUUCUAAACAAAGCGAAUAUCUUCCGCAACCAUUUAGUCCACUAGAAAACUAUCUGGUUGGUAAGCAUCUUAACGGUCCCAACAAACGUCAUCUUCAAGAAAGUACUAUUAGAAAAGUAGCUUGCAGUAUGACAUUCAGUUACAUUUUAGCUGAUGCUGGAAACGUGGAACAGUACUAUAUACGAAUCCAUAAAACAAAAGCUUCUGGACAGUGCUAUUAAGCUUAUACAAGAUGAAAGAUGUGGCCAGGUUAUUGAUUCACAGCUCGUCAUAGGUGUUCGUGAGUCCUGUGUCAAUUUAUCUACGUUAUCAGAAAAAUCCUUUCGAAUAUAUGUGGAUAAUUUUGAAAAAGCAUAUAUUGAAAGCACAGAGAGUUUUUAUCGUAUACGUAUAGAUGAAUACAUUCAGAAACAUGGAAUAAGAAGUUACAUGCAAUACGCUUUGCAGAAACUAGCUGAAGAAGAGGCUCGAGCUGUAAGAUAUUUAGAAACUCAGCCAGAAUUCAAUUCCGUCCCUAAGUUAAUGAAAGUAUGCCUCAAGACAUUUGUAGUCGACUAUAUGGACCAUAUCCUCUCAGAAGUUCCAAGACUAUUACAUGAAGAAGAUACAAACCAGCUAAGAUUAUGCUAUGAACUGGUUAAUCGUGUUCCACAGGAAAUUGACCGUUUAUUGGUCCUUCUGGAAGAAUAUAUUCGACAAACCGGCUUAAAGGAUAUACGUACUAAUGCAGAGAUUAUGCUUAAAGAUGCAGAUAAAUAUGUAUGCCGUUUGUUAAAUUUAUACGUUCGUUUUUCACGUAUGGUCAAUGAUGCGUUCAAUAAUGAUCCACAUUUUUUAACUGCACGUGACAAAGCUUAUCAAGAUAUUGUAAAUAAUACAUCCGUUUUUGUGACUGAAAUUCCAACUUCUGUUUGUAGCGGUAUUUCACGUGUAGAAUCUCGUUGUCCUGAAUUAUUAGCGUCUUAUUGUGAUAUGUUACUUCGCAAGUCACCAACUAAUCGUCGUUUAACAACUGAUGAAAUUGAACAAAAAUUACGCAAUGUUUUAUUAGUAUUAAAAUAUGUCAAUAGUAAAGAUAUUUUCAUGCGUGUUCAUAAAUCUCAUCUCACUCGACGAUUAAUUCUAGAAACAUCAGCUGAUAAUGAAAUGGAAGAAUUGAUGGCUGGACGUUUACGAGAAGUUGGAAUGCCAGCUGAACAAAUUAAUAAACUUGGUCGAAUGUUUCAAGACAUUAAAAUAUCACAUGACCUUACUUCUGAAUUCAAAGAAAAAUAUAAAAUAUCUCCACAGUGUUCUACAUCAUGCAUAUCAAGUAAUACACCAUCGUUAAAUUUAGACAUCAUAACAAUUAAAAUUUUGAGCGGUGGUGCCUGGCUUUUACGUCCUCAACCACAAUCAUCUAUUUCAUUACCAGCGGAGUUAGAAGAUUUCCUUCCUCAGAUUGAAGAUUUCUAUCGUCAGAAACAUCAAGGUCGAAGUCUUCUAUGGCAACAUCAUUUAUCGCACGGAGUACUGGCUUAUACAAGUGAUCAUGGUCGUUAUGAAUUUGAAGUGACCACUUAUCAGCUUGUUGUUUUAUACGCUUGGAAUAGAAGAUAUGAUCAACACCUUCAUUUAGAUUGUUUGCUUACAUCGACUGGAUUACAAGAUGUUGAUCUUCGUCGAACAUUAUGGUCAUUAUGUGAACAUCCUAAAUUGGAACAACAGAUUGUUUGUUAUUCUCCUAAAGUAAGCUCUGAAAAACAAUUCACUGCUAAAACAGAAUUCUGGCUUAAUUUGAAAUUUACAAAUACAAAAAUGGGCAAAGUUCAAAAUCGACGAAGAAUCAAUCUGAUCGGUCGUCUCCAAUUAACUCAUGAAAUAACAAAUGAAGAAGAAAGUAUGGCUAUUGUAGAAUUGCGUCAACUACGUGCACAAGAGGGUAUAAUUAAAUUAUUAAAAACACGUAAACGUUUACAUCAUAAUGAAUUAUAUCAAGAAUUAGUUGAUCUAUUAAGAUUUCAAUUUGUUCCAUCAAAACGAUUAAUUAAAGAAGUAUUAGAAUGGCUUAUUGAUAAACAUUAUGUUCGCCGUGAUAAUAACGAUAUGAAUGUAUUUGUAUAUGGUACUUGAAAAUUGAAUGCCUUUCUGUUGUUUUUUCAUAGCUUACUAUUUUAAAUUUAUUUACAUGAAAUCAAUUAGAUCUUCACUCCUCCUCCCCCCUCUGUUUUAUACUUCCCAUGUAAUUAGUCUCCAAAAGAACAAAAACAACACUCAAUGAAGGCAUUGGUGGUCUUUUUCUUCAUAUGUAUCACUAAUUUUUCUUUUGUUUUUAUUCCUUACUAUUAUUAUUAUUGUAGAAUGUGAAGUAAGAGGGUUGAAGUUUGGUUUUUCAUUGUUACAUUCUUAAUUAUUUUUUUCAGAAAUACACUGUCUUUUAGUUACCAGUUAUUUGUUCGUGAUUUUGUAACGUAUUCGAUAUUUUUUUCUGUUUACUUCAUGGUUAAUAGACUGGUACUAAAUAAUGUUUUAAAUGAUAUUCUAACGGGUUGAUGUAUGAAAGUUAUCUAAGAAAUGAUACGUGUUACAAAAUCAUAGAACAAUAACUUUUUCAUAUCUUCUAUGCUCUUUCUGCUCUCUUUCAAUCUGAUACUAUUUGGCAUAGUUGCUCAAUCAUUUGUAUUUGUAAAAAAGGAUUGAAGGACAUAGUUAUAAUCUUUGUUUCUUGGUAAUAUCUCAGUUCUGUAUUUGUCAUUGAUAUUCAUAAAAAUUACCUGUGAACGAUUUUAUUGUCUAGCGAACUUCAACAUUUCUUUUUUUUACUCUACUGUUAUUCAUUCUUGUCAUUCUGACCUAUUCUUUGUAGGGUUUUAUAAAAUCCUAACCAUCUCUUGCUACUGAAUAAUGCAUAACUAGUUCCACUUAAUGUAUUCAGUUUAAUUUAUUUGAAGUUUAGCUUAUUGAUGUUAGAGUUGAGUUUGUCUUUUUAUUUCUUUUUGUUGUUGUUGUUGUUGCUGUUGCAUUAUCUUCAAAUUAUUUCAUUUCAUAUUUUUCAUUUGGUUUAUUUUCGAUUGAGUUUGUCAAUUUCCAGUGGUUUCAUCAUUGUAUAAAUUACUCUAGUAAUGUCUAUGAAUGAAAUGAACGAAUCAAUAAAACAAUUAUUAUUUAGUUGAGAUCAUGAGUCAAUUGAAGCUAGAUCACUAUGGAAACGCUGGAAGCGUUGGGGUCUAGUUUCAAUGGACUCACGCUUUCAACUAUAUAAAAUUACUAAAAUCUUCACAAAACCCCCUUCUGAUAAUAAUAGUGAUAAUUAUUUAUUAAUUUAGUAAACAUUUUCAUUAAAUUAGCUUAUCUGUUAAUGGAUAAUUAAGUGAGUAUGAUCAUUUAAUUUAUGUAAUAUAUUCAGUUUAUAUAGAAGAGGGUUGUGUUUAAAUUUUGUUUAAAUGGAAGUAAAUGGUUUUCGUCAAAAGUAUUGAAUUUGAAAUGAUUGCAAUUUUGUACAUUAUUUUUGUUGUGAAUCAUAGAAUACGUGCACAGUA